Molecule: messenger RNA, 2224 nt
Organism: Rhopilema esculentum
Lineage: Eukaryota; Metazoa; Cnidaria; Scyphozoa; Rhizostomeae; Rhizostomatidae
Molecular function (GO): calcium ion binding
Source: RefSeq, a predicted model, not a curated record
UUGCUACCUAAAUAUUACUUACAGAAUGUUUUUCAUGAACAAAUAUUCCAUUGUAGUUUGCCUAUCAUUUUUCCAUUAUCCAAAGACCACAUACCUCCUUUUUAAGUUUCAAAUAUCACUGUAUUUGGAAUUGAAAAAGAUGGAGUUUGUUUUGCAGUCAACUGGAAACAUAUAUUCUGUUUGUUUUUCCAGUUAAUUUGAUAUGAAUGAUCAAAUAUAACUUUAAACUGCCCAAUUACGUUCCAAUCCAAUAUUUACAUAAUAAUAUAAAGUAAUUCGUGCGAGUUUGUCUUUAAAUUUGAUAUAUCUGGCUAAUGUACCAUUGUUGAACCAGACCCUCUGGAAAUUGUUGAAAGUGUCUAAUAUAUAUUGGUGCCUUCAGUGCAGGGGUACACCACAAAUUCUAAGUGUUUUCUUUUCAUUAACAGUUCCAUGCACGCUUUUUCUUAGUUUUACCAUCUAUAGAAUUUGAAGGCCUUGUUGUUGACGUAUCCAUAUUUAACAUAUAUUUUAACCAACCAAAAGAGCCUACUGACUCCAAUAGAACAUCCCAAAAUAUACAGUUUGCCCCAAAGACAAAUCACCAGCAGGCUAGCAGGGCUGAGUACCUCAAAGCCAAGUUUUCAUUCAUAAUGCCUAAAAAGCCAGGCCUUUAUUUAAUAAGAGGUACAUGUUUCUCAUUACUUCAUGAAGUAUAUACGAAACGUAUUUCUUUUCAGAGAAAUUUUUCUAUGUUUGGCAUUGCCUGUUUUAAUGUUUGGAGUGGACGGCCUAAUCUUAAGACUGCCAUGUCAGACAGAAGCAUAUUUCACCGUGACAAUGGCUUGGAGGUAUCUUCAGGAUGCCUUGCUUCUGUCACUCCCAAAUGCUACAGUACCUGAGUGUACCAAGAGCUGUGUACAGCACCCGAAAUGCAAAUCCAUUAACAUGAAAAGCGAUAACACGGGCUGCGAACUGAAUUCAAAACAUCAUGAUAUGCUGGGCAUUUCAAUGAUUACAACAGCAGGGUGGACCUAUGUGUCAACUGAUUACCAGUCAUUGAAGAUUGGCCUGACAUGCAGAUCAGCCUCGUUUUGCCCACCAAAUGUCCUUUGCAGAGACACCUGUGAUCCUCCAUAUUAUGAGUGUGUUCAGUGUGAUGCGUUCCAUGAAGGGCUACACUGUGACAGACGUAAAGAUUUUGAUGAAUGCUUGCAUUCGCCAUGCCAAAACAAUGGGUCGUGCACUGAUCUAACGAAAGAUUAUCUCUGUAAUUGCACUCCUGGCUAUACCGGCAAAAGUUGUGAGACAGAAAUCAAUGAAUGUUUGAGUUAUCCAUGCUUAAACCAUGGUCAUUGUAUUGACCUCGUGAAUGGAUACAGUUGCAUUUGCUUGCCUGGCACUACAGGGAAUCAUUGUGAAACUAACAUUGAUGAUUGUGCGAGUGGACCUUGCCAGAAUGGGGGCACCUGUAAUGAUGGGUUGAACAAGUAUAACUGCACUUGCGCAGGUGGCUUUAGUGGCAAGCAUUGCGAACAAGAUAUUGACGAGUGUGCCAGCAGCCCUUGUUUGAAUGGAGGAGACUGCACCAAUCUUAUUAACCAAUAUACCUGCACUUGUGGAACUAACUACAGAGGCACGAACUGCGGGAGGUUAAAAAGGGAGGAAGAAGAAGACUGAUAUCUGUAAUCUUCGAAACACAGGAUGGUUAAUGGCCAUGAGAGUCAUCAGAUACUGGAAAGACAUCUUCCAUGUAAUCUUGCACCUUUUUGCGGUCUUUUUACUUUCUUUACAUUUUCCUCACAAUUACACUAUUAUUCACUAUUACUUUUGAGACAAAAUCGAUUACGCUGUGCGGAACUUAAUUAAUUUGAGGCUAAUUUCAUUACACUGACACUUAAUUCUGUGUGUUUUUUAAAGUGAAACAUAACAGACUUAUAAGCAUUCUUUAAAUAAAAGCAUUGAUAAGCAUUGGCAUUCAAAAGCUACACUGUCGUAUGUCGAAAGAAAUCAACGAGCUUUAGAUUUAAGUGCUGCUCAAUUUCGCUGUCAUUUUUUCAUUCAUGUCUACUGUUCAUCUAAUAAGGCAUUCGCUGUAAGGAAUUUUGAGGCAUUCGGUAAUAUUUUUGCAAUACACCAAUUUGCUUAUCGAGUACCGUGGGGAGCAUAGGCGUCAGAUCUUGAUUGGCUGCGAAAGGAAUCGCCAAAGAAGUCCCCAUUAAUUGAAAGCAAACAAAUUGAUAUU